Molecule: messenger RNA, 775 nt
Organism: Drosophila grimshawi
Lineage: Eukaryota; Metazoa; Arthropoda; Insecta; Diptera; Drosophilidae
Gene: RpS10b
Product: 40S ribosomal protein S10b
Exons: 2
Coding region: 82-564 (160 amino acids)
Cellular component (GO): cytosolic small ribosomal subunit
Molecular function (GO): RNA binding; structural constituent of ribosome
Source: RefSeq, a predicted model, not a curated record
UAAGAAGAAGAAUAUGAGAGUUGACAGCUGUCAUCUCGCUUUUCCUUUCUUUCCGGUCUCUGCUCCAUAGAAGACGCAAACAUGUUCAUGCCAAAGGCUCAUCGUGUCGCCAUUUAUGAGUACCUCUUCAAGGAGGGUGUCAUUGUGGCCAAAAAGGAUUUCCAUGCACAGAAGCAUCCCGAACUGGAGUCGAUUCCCAAUCUGCAUGUCAUCAAGGCACUGCAGUCGCUGCACUCUCGCGGCCUUGUCAAGGAGCAGUUCGCCUGGCGCCACUACUACUGGUAUUUGACCAACGAGGGCAUCGAGGAGCUGCGCAGCUAUCUCCAUCUGCCACCCGAGAUUGUCCCAUCGACGCUGAAGCGUCCCACACGCUCCGAGCCACUGCGACCACGCCCAGCGACCGGCGGUGCACGCGGCGCAGCCGAUGCCUCCAAGACCGGCGAGGAUCGCUCUGCAUACAGACGCGCUCCCGGCGGCAGCGGUGUCGACAAGAAGGGCGAUGUCGGCCCCGGCGCCGGCGAGGUGGAAUUCCGUGGCGGAUUUGGACGUGGCUCGCGCAACUAAGCGCCACCCAUACAAUUCCAGGCGGCUUUUUUUUGCAUUACAUCUAAAACGGGUUAAAUUCUUGAAAAUUGUUCCCAAAACAACAAAAACAACACCAACAACAACUGGAAAAGAAACAAGAAAAAUGUGUGCAUGUUUUGUAUAAUAAUAAAGCAGAACCAAGACGAUCCAUUAUAUAUAUUAUAUAAAGCAGGCGCAAAGUGAAAUACAA